Calypte anna (Anna's hummingbird) is the source of this 3784-nucleotide messenger RNA. RefSeq names its product pellino E3 ubiquitin protein ligase 1 (gene PELI1). Gene Ontology annotation, biological process: protein K48-linked ubiquitination; regulation of Toll signaling pathway. The record is from RefSeq and is a predicted model, not a curated record. Lineage: Eukaryota; Metazoa; Chordata; Aves; Apodiformes; Trochilidae. Bases 488 to 1873 code for a protein of 461 amino acids. Gene Ontology annotation, molecular function: ubiquitin protein ligase activity; protein binding. The transcript is spliced from 8 exons.
AGGGCGGGCGGUGAGGCGCGGCGCGGCGGCUGGAGCGGGAGAGGCGGGGGCUGUGGUAAGGGAGGCGGCGGAACCGGCGUCCAUCGGGUUUGUUCUUCUUCGGCAGAAGAAGUGCCGCCGUUUUCCCGUUUAUUCCCGGCCUGUCGCUCGCCGUCCCGGCACGCCGGAGUCCGCGGGAGAGGGGGGGAGCGCUGAGGAGGCUCCUUCCCCUCUCGCCCAACCGGGGCUGUCGCCCGCCCUGCGGCCGUGAGGAGACGGGGACGAGAGGCAGCCCCUUCCUUCCCUUUCUCCCCGCUAUCAGCCUCCCUCCCUCCGCCUCGGGGUGUUGCGGCUGCCGGCGCGGGGUGCUUCUUCCGCCGGUUUCCUUCCUCCCUGGGUGUUGAAAAAUGUUGUCCUGUCUGCACUAGCAGCUAACUGAUCUGAACCCAUUGUUGACAGCCACCAUCAUCAACAGGUCAUUUUCCCUCUGCGAGUGUGGCUUUUGAUUAUGUAUCGUAAAUCCAAGUGGAAGUGCGGUUACAAUCUUGCGGUUCUUGGACACGGAAAUAAUGAAAAAAGUGUGCCACAGCUCUUGAUCAGAGACCUGAAAUUUGAGAAGAAUUCAUUAGCUAAGCUCAUGUUUUCUCCUGAUCAAGAAAAUCAUCCAUCAAAAGCACCAGUAAAAUAUGGUGAAUUGAUUGUAUUAGGGUACAAUGGGUCUCUCCCAAAUGGAGAUAGAGGAAGAAGAAAAAGUAGGUUUGCAUUAUUUAAAAGGCCCAAGGCAAAUGGGGUGAAACCUAGCACUGUGCAUAUUGCCUGUACCCCUCAAGCAGCAAAGGCAAUAAGCAAUAAGGACCAACACAGCAUAUCUUACACUUUGUCUCGGGCCCAGACAGUAGUAGUUGAAUAUACACAUGACAGCAACACAGAUAUGUUCCAGAUUGGUCGCUCAACGGAGAGUCCUAUAGACUUUGUUGUGACAGACACAGUUCCUGGAAGUCAGAGUAAUUCAGACACGCAGUCUGUGCAGAGCACUAUAUCAAGGUUUGCCUGCAGAAUCAUAUGUGAACGUAACCCUCCUUUCACAGCAAGAAUAUAUGCUGCAGGAUUUGACUCCUCAAAAAAUAUCUUUCUUGGGGAGAAAGCUGCAAAGUGGAAGACAUCAGACGGGCAAAUGGAUGGACUCACCACAAAUGGAGUUCUUGUUAUGCAUCCUCGUAAUGGAUUUACAGAAGACUCCAAGCCAGGGGUGUGGAGAGAGAUAUCUGUGUGUGGGAAUGUAUUCAGCCUCCGUGAAACCAGAUCAGCUCAGCAGAGGGGAAAAAUGGUCGAGAAUGAAACAAACCAGCUCCAGGAUGGCUCUCUCAUUGACCUGUGUGGAGCAACGCUGCUGUGGCGCACUGCGGAAGGGCUUGCGCGCACCCCGACAGUCAAGCACCUGGAGGCACUGAGGCAGGAAAUCAACGCAGCGAGGCCCCAGUGUCCCGUGGGGUUUAACACCUUGGCGUUCCCCAGCAUGAAGAGGAAAGAUGUUGUAGAUGAAAAGCAGCCGUGGGUGUAUCUGAACUGCGGCCACGUCCACGGCUAUCACAACUGGGGAAACAAGGAGGAGAGAGACGGCAAGGAUCGCGAGUGUCCCAUGUGCCGCUCUGUCGGCCCCUAUGUGCCUCUGUGGCUUGGGUGUGAAGCAGGAUUUUAUGUGGAUGCAGGACCUCCAACUCAUGCAUUCAGCCCUUGUGGACACGUGUGCUCGGAAAAGACAACUGCAUAUUGGUCCCAAAUCCCUCUUCCUCAUGGUACUCACACUUUUCACGCAGCCUGUCCCUUCUGUGCGCAUCAGCUGGCUGGUGAGCAGGGUUACAUCAGACUCAUUUUCCAAGGACCUCUUGACUAACACAUGGGUUACUGAGGACUGCAGUAAACUGAUAAGCUAAGCGAUUCUCAUUUUUAAACCAACUCUUUUUCGUAUUCUCUGGGCUUUGCUGGUUUGCAUUAAGAUGAAGAAUUUUUUUUGUUGGGUUUGUUUUUUUGUGGGGUUUUUUUUUGUUACAACAGCUAAAUCCCUCUUUAAUGAGAAAAGUCUGGAAAUGGAACAAAUGGGGAGAAGGGGGAAAACUCCUGGGUUUUGUUUUUUUUUUUUAAUCAAUAACUACUACUGAAGGGGUGAAGGAAGUGUUGUAGAGUGAACUUCAAUGCUUUCCAUUUAAUGGUUUUCAAUCACAUGCCCACAGUGUUUGAAAGUUGUUUCAUUCUUUUUGUAUAUGGAGGGUAAAUAGUUCAAAGAACAUUAGUUUACAGCUUGGAUGCAAACGUUGUAAAAUAUAACAUGUAUAUUAACUCUUUUCUAUUUAUCUUUAUUAUUGAAAAUACAUAGAAUGUGUAGAGAGUAGCAUGGUCGUAGUGUGUUGCAUCCAGCAAUUGGAUGUGUAGAGUAGCUCUGGAUGGAGAAGGACAUGAGAUGGAAAUGGUAGAAAAAUCUUUUUUAAUCUAAAAUACAGAGUUCUUAGAGUAGUUAAAAGGCUUUUUAAACAAAGCUAAUGCAAAUUACGGUGGCAUAAAGGUGUUGCUUUAACCAUGUUGAAAGGUAGCUAAGAAGGACUUCUUAAAAUGUCUUUUUGGUAGGACUGUACUUAAGGUCUGGUUAUGAGGAGAAUAUUUACCAGACUUUGAAUAUGCAACUUAGUCUAGAUUAAGGAUUUUUUCUCCCUUCAUGCUAACACUUCUCUUUAUUUAGCAUUAGUGACAUUUGUGAGGGUUUUUCCGAUGUUAAACAUUAACAAAACUGAAAGAUGAGGCCAGUUUUGUUCCUUGCUGUUUGGGGCAGGGGGUGAGGGGAGGGGCAGAUGCAUCCAAUCAGCCCCAGCCCCAGUGUGUGCUGGGCUUGUCAGUCGGAUGUUCUGCCUUCUGUCUGGUGUGUGGGAGCCACGGGCUCCACAUGCUUGCCUUGACCCUGCUGCAAGGUACAAAUACUCAUCUAGGCCCCACACAGAACAAAGCUGUACCCUGGUACCCAGGGGAUGCGUGCCUGCGCCCUGGCAUCCUUGUGCAACUUGGCACAAUUGGCAUUCUCUUAGGGGAGAGCUUGAGUGGGGACUGGACUUGCAGAUCUCAGUGUAGGAUGCUUGUGCAAGGUCUCCUCACCAUCUGGUGGGCUCUAGGUCAUGGUCUCCCUGCUCUCCCCCCUCCCUACCAUUCCUUCCCCUUCUGUAUCCACCAGAAAAGGCCAGUGCACUACGUCCAGCUUUGCUGCUAACUCAACGUGCUUCAUGGCAAAUACACAGCCUGACCUUUUUAGGAUUAAGUUGAGCUUUUUUGGCCAGCUUCGUACUUUUUUUUUUCCCCCCUCAAAAAUAUGUACUGUAUAAUUGACAGUAGCAAAUUUCUGUAGUUUAUAGCAUAGCUUUAGUUUUUCUUUCAAAGCUGUUCUGAAAUUUUCUUGGUUUAAAGAGGAGACCUGUGUUGCUUAGAUGUCAUGAAUUAUUUGCUUUGUCAAUCGUUUCUCCAUUUUUAAAAAGAAAUUAUGUAUAUUGUUUGGUUCACUCAGGAAAUGCAUGUGUCAGGAAACCUGUAUUAUAAGUUCAGUUAGCUGUCAUGUACAAGUAACUGCUGUUACUCCCUUUCCAUAGAAAUAUAACUGAUUUUGACAUUUCCCAGAUUAUAUGCAUCAAGUAAUGAAGCUUAUGCAUCAAGAAAACCCUGUAUUGUAGUUGUUCUAAUCAUUUUAUUCAAACAAUAUUAUACUGUAGUUUAAUUUUUAUUUGCAAAUUAAUUUAUUCAAACUACGUGAGUAAACACUUCUCAAAAA